AUGUCUUCAAAGAUUUUGGUGUUGAACCCAAAUCCAGAUAAUUUGGAAAAAGUCUUUGAGCGAGCGAAUAUUCAAGAUGCUAAAAUCGGACCCUUUGCCGCGACUAUCUUACUAGGGGACGUUUUAACAAAGGAUCAUCACGUACCUGGUACAGUGUUGAGGACAAGUACAUACUUUUCUCAGGGUACUCAAGAAAUCUCCAAAGAUGUUGCACUUGAGUGUGAGAAAUCUUCGUCGUCGCUAGCUGAUAUAACCGAGACCUUAGUCUAUGCAAAACCUCCAUUUAGUGUAAUCAAAUUAGUUUGUGGUGUCACAAUGUUGAUUAUAUCGGGAACACCUCUUACGCAAGAGACAAUUGACAAGAUUUCUAAUAUACAGAUCAAAAUAGAUUUGUUGUUUACAUAUCACUGGCCAUAUUCUAUUGCACAAUUGGAGAAAGAACUAAUGGUGGGAGAUGAGCUCGUGGACCAAUUAGUCAAAAUAAUUAGGCCCAAGUAUCAUUUUGCAGUAGGGUCAUCAGAAGGUCUAUAUUUCGAAUUACAGCCAUUUUUAUGGCCAUCAGGUGAAGUGACGAGAUUCAUAAGUUUGGCACAAGAAGGAGGUAAAGAUAAGUGGUACUACGCAUUCAAUUGUGUAGAGGAAGAGGAGGAUAAAGAUUUGGAUAUAAUAGAGAACCCCUUUAUAAGUAGAAAGAAAAGAACAUUGGAUGAAAUGGACAACAACAGCAACAAGAAAAGGAGUGUUGCUAAAAAGACAAAGGUGGUUGACCCAGAGCAAUGCUUUUUUUGUCUCAGUAACCCAAGCACUGAGACUCAUAUGAUUGUUUCCAUAGGAACAUAUACUUAUCUCACCAUAGCCAAGGGCCCCCUAACCAGAUCCAGCAAAGACCUUCCCUUUUCUGGGCAUGGGAUAUUAAUCCCUAUUCGUCAUAUACCUCAAAUCAGUCAUGAAGAUCAAGAUAUCAAAUUAGAAAUCGAUCGAUAUGCAAAUACCCUUGUUUCUGCAUUUUCAAAACAAAAGCCGUUUCUUCGAUUGAUAUUUUUUGAAGUGAGCAGGCAUAAUAACGUGCAUCAUCAUAUUCAAUUUCUACCAGUCAACGAAUCAAUCAUAGGAAAGUUUGACAAAUCGCUAAACUUUCGUGUCAAAUUGAAUAAUGAAAAAUUCAAACACAAUCAAAAAUUACAAUUCAAAGAAUUCAUCUAUCCAAGAGAAAGCAAAGAGUUGCUGUGCAUAAAAGAAUCCGACUUUAUCAAGUUUACAAUUUGCUCUAAUAAUAAUAAUAAUGAUGAUGAUACUGACGAUUACAGAAAAGUGUACAUUGCCAUUUUGGAAAAGGACAAACCUGUUGAUAUUCAUUUUCCGAGGCGUGUUCUAGCACAUAUGUUAAAUUUACCAGAUAGGAUACGAUGGGAUAAAUGCCAGCAGCUGAAAGUCAAGGAGAUGAACGAUUGCGAAGAGUUCAAAGCGUUUUAUCGAGACUAUGACUUUACGUAA
Messenger RNA from Lodderomyces oxycetoniae, 1494 nucleotides. RefSeq lists its product as uncharacterized. Gene Ontology annotation, molecular function: RNA lariat debranching enzyme activator activity. Bases 1 to 1494 code for a protein of 497 amino acids. Lineage: Eukaryota; Fungi; Ascomycota; Pichiomycetes; Serinales; Debaryomycetaceae. Gene Ontology annotation, biological process: mRNA splicing, via spliceosome. The record is from RefSeq and is a predicted model, not a curated record. Gene Ontology annotation, cellular component: post-mRNA release spliceosomal complex. The transcript has a single exon.